AUGCCACCAACUCUCACAACAUCAAGCCAGCAACAAUUCUUUGAAAAUGUUCAUCAUGCCAUUCAAGAAACACUUAAAAAGUUUCAAAUUCAUUUGGAAUUAUGUAUGAACGACCCUCCUUUCAUGUCUGGUUUUUUUGAAUUCCUAAAACAAGAACACAAUGCUGCAAGCCUUGAAUUUGUGUUGAGUGUGGAUGACUUUGCUCUCGGAAGGAUGGUUCGUCCUGUGAAGAGCACUCUUUUUUCAUCAAAUUCCACCUCCUCGUGGUCUCCAUCCUCAUCACCACUGCUUCCAUCCUCCUCGUCUAACGGUUCUUCAUCACCUCUCAGAAACUUCAAGAUGAAAACAAAGCCCAAGAAUAAUAACGGUGGUGCAUCCUCUGCAUCCGCAUCCUCAUCUGCGUCCUCCUCCUCUUCAUCAACGUCCAUGAAUAGUACCGUACACAACAGUGUUACAAAUAUCAAUUCAAUAACGGUGAAUCGAAAACAAAAAGCUCGGGAAAUAAUUAGUCGAUUUAUCAACGAUUGUUCUCCACAUCAAGUGAAUUUAUCCUAUCCUGUCAAGGAAGCAAUAGUAAGAAAUUUUGAAAAGGAAUGUUUGAGACCUGACAAUGAUAUUGAUCCUCACUUGUUUGAUGAAGCUAGAGUGGAAAUAAGUUUACAGCUCAAUUGUGAUAGUUUUGUGAGAUUCUUGAAAAGUCGAUAUUUUGUUCAAUUCGUUACUGAAAUGGUCGAGAGAGACGUUUCUUCACAUAAUAUGGAUCUCAUUUACAAGUAUCUAAGUUCAUAUUUUUCAAAGAUUGGAGAAAGAAGAGAAUCUGUAUCACGAAAAGGAUCGCCUCCAUCGAUGAAUUCUCCUUCCAUGUUGUCUCCAACCUCUUUUGACACUUCUCCCAACAAUAUCAACAACAACGACAACAACGAGAGCGACGACGUUUCUUCUCAAACAAAUACUGAGAUGGAGGAAUUUUCCAUCGAUUCAUGA
Molecule: messenger RNA, 984 nt
Organism: Naegleria fowleri
Lineage: Eukaryota; Heterolobosea; Eutetramitea; Acrasida; Naegleriidae
Exons: 1
Coding region: 1-984 (327 amino acids)
Source: RefSeq, a predicted model, not a curated record